Molecule: messenger RNA, 1428 nt
Organism: Xiphophorus hellerii (green swordtail)
Lineage: Eukaryota; Metazoa; Chordata; Actinopteri; Cyprinodontiformes; Poeciliidae
Product: alpha-crystallin B chain-like
Exons: 3
Coding region: 132-626 (164 amino acids)
Biological process (GO): negative regulation of apoptotic process; response to heat; protein refolding
Cellular component (GO): cytoplasm; nucleus
Source: RefSeq, a predicted model, not a curated record
AUGGGAAGUUAGGGAGGCUUGGAUGGGUUGGGAGGGAAAGGCCUAUAAAUUCAGUGUAGAACUGGAGAGCUGCACCCAUCUUAAGCCAAGUUAGACCAGCUCUGAGCUUAAAACCUUCUCUGACUUCCACUAUGGAUAUUCCCAUUCAGUACCCCUGGUACCGCCGUGGCUUCCCAAGCCGAUUUUCUGACCUCUCCUUGGCAGAACCUCUUGCUGACUGGCCACUGGUGUGGCCCUUCUCCUGGUCCUUCCCCUGGAUGCGACCUUCAUUUAUGCGCUGGUUCAACUGGCCAGAAAAUGGACACAGUGAGAUGCGGAUGGAAAAGGACCGCUUUGUUAUUUAUCUGGAUGUGAAGCAUUUCUCCCCCGACGAGCUGUCAGUCAGUGUUAGCGACGAGUUCAUCACCGUGCACGCUAAGCACGAGGACAGACAGGAUGAUCACGGCUUUGUGUCAAGAGAGUUUCUGAGGAAAUACAGGCUUCCAUCUGGCGUGUUAGGGGCCGACAUCACCUCCAAUCUGUCAUCUGAUGGUGUGCUAACAAUCACGGCGCCUCGGCCAUGUCUUGGGCCAGACUGCAACAUUCCCAUCUCAUUUGAAGAUGGCUCACAGAAACAAAAAAUGUAGAGUAUCCUGACAGCCCUGAUACUGAUUAAGUACUAACCCACCACUACUUGUUUAUAUGUUGGCAUUUUGGUUAACAUAAUAGGUCAGACAAGUUGGGAAAAAAAAUGAAAACAUAACCUGCUGACUUCCAACUUACAAUUACUGAUGGAUUUAGAACAUGGUAACCUCUGGAAAAAAUUGGAUCCUGCAUAAACAUCUAACAUUACAUGUGAGUUUUGUCUGCACAAUAUUAAGCUCCAGAGAAUAGGCCUAUCUUUGACAAGAUGCAUUGAUCUAAAAUUACCAAAUGUAUUUCUUUCCUUUACCUAGUGUGUGAAUAUGAGACGAAGCCCGAGAAAGCUUUGGAUUUAGGAGACCAAACUCUAAAAAGUUGGGUGGAAGGAAAAGGCCUAGACAGCUUAAAAUGUUCUUGUCUAAAACUAACAUUGUCAGACUUAUUAACAAAAUGCCAGCUGUGCUCUCUCUUCAGUGGGAUAAGGUGCUGGUUUCUGUAAGUGAAGAGACACAGGAUCAUUGGGAGCAUUUGAUUGCUUUUUUGGUUAAUUCAAAAUGCCACAGGAGGAUUUAGGGCCAAGACUGUGUGGAGCGGAAAAAGCAACAGAUGAAGAAUGACAGGUGCAGUGUAAAGGAUGAGCACAAGAGCCACUUUUUUUCUUCAGAUAUCUUAUCUAUAUGUACUGUUUUUGACAGUGAGUACAUUUUUACUUGUAAACCCAACGCUCUACUAUUACUGUUAAACUGGCUAUAACCUCUGGCAUAUUAACACAGAAAACCAUAUUUAGAAUAAAUAUUGAAACUCAAA